AUGGGGAUCUUAUCGGUCUUACGCCACCCUACUGCCGAUAAGCGCCUGACUUUGUUAGCGCUAAUGAGCAUCGGAGCAGUUAUUUAUUUCAAUUUCGUGACGUUAUUCGCCAUGAGUUUAGCAACACUGGUCACCAUACCACAUCUAUUCAAGUAUACUAUGCAAAAACACUACAUAUUCGCUGUGUUCAUGUUCGUAAAUACAUACUGGAACUACUUGAUGGCGUAUUUCACCGAUACAACGGCACGAAGACUCCCGAAAGACGUCUGGGAGUUCCACCAACAGCAGAAGACCAAGCCGGUGCGCUGUUACUCGUGUAAGCUGUGUGGUGACUGCAUCGUGAAACGCGAUCACCACUGUUUUUUCAUGAACACGUGUAUUGGAUACUACAAUCAAAAAUACUUCAUGUGGUAUUGCCUGUAUAUGAGCGUUGGGACGUUCUAUUCGUUAAUUACAACAGCCAUGUACAACAACGCCGUGUUCGGUACUCAGUUCAACGGCAGCACAACGUUUUUCACUCUGGGACCUAAAACUGUUUACUUGUGGCUUGUAGGAAGGGCGCCGCUUGGUGAAAUGAUUCUUGUCACGUACCUGUAUGUGUGUCUGGCUGGUGGCACUGUGUGCCUCGGUUUCUUCUGUUGGCAGUUAUGGAUUUCCUUCAUGGGCCUUACCACAUUCGAAGCCAUGCAUGACAUGCCAGGGAUUAAUAAUGGCUUUUAUAACAAUAUGACUGAUGUUUUGGGGAAAUUCUGGAUUCUCGGGGCAGUGUUCCCAAUAUGCUUACCCCAGCAUGGGAAUGGUAUCUAUGGCGAUAAAUUUGGUGUUAUGGAUGGUGCGAAUGAAGUUACCAAGAAGAAUGCAUUGAAAGUAAAGAAGAAAGUUGAAAACAAUAAACGAAACAAUAAAACUAAGAAGAACAACUGA
Molecule: messenger RNA, 924 nt
Organism: Saccoglossus kowalevskii
Lineage: Eukaryota; Metazoa; Hemichordata; Enteropneusta; Harrimaniidae
Product: palmitoyltransferase ZDHHC22-like
Molecular function (GO): palmitoyltransferase activity
Source: RefSeq, a predicted model, not a curated record